Pararge aegeria (speckled wood butterfly) is the source of this 1664-nucleotide messenger RNA. It is a transcript of the gene P32, whose product is annotated as complement component 1 Q subcomponent-binding protein, mitochondrial. Lineage: Eukaryota; Metazoa; Arthropoda; Insecta; Lepidoptera; Nymphalidae. Gene Ontology annotation, biological process: cytosolic ribosome assembly. The coding region runs from base 108 to 935 and encodes 275 amino acids. Gene Ontology annotation, cellular component: mitochondrial matrix. The record is from RefSeq and is a predicted model, not a curated record. The transcript has 5 exons.
UGGCAAUCUCUGAAAUUUUAAGACCGGCGACGAGCAUUAUAUCGUGUUGAAUUUCUUUUAUCCAAGUUUCGAUAUUUUCUUGGCAAUUCAAUUUAAAACUAACAAUUAUGAGCGGCUUAGUAAGAACAGCGCAUAGAGUUAUUCAAACAUGCGUUAAAAGUACGGGUCUAUCGGGUGCAAUAGUGUCGCGCACGCAGACUCCCGUCAAACGUGACUUCACAAGAGGGAUAUGGCACAUGAGCUGUUCCACGAGGAUGGACAGCACCUCGGCGUCCACCAACCUCCUUAGCAACCAUUCCAACACUUGUGGCUGCGGCUGUGGUCUCAAAGCACUUCACACAAAAGGGGAAAAGGAGUUAGUAGAGUUUCUAACUGAAGAAAUAGUAGCUGAACGUAAGGCUCAGAAGGUGAAGACUUUGCCCACUGAAGUAAAUGGGUUUGUAGUAAAAGCAGACAGUGCAGAGGUUACCCUCACCAAGCAACUGAAGGAUGAACUGGUAAGAAUAACAUUCAACGUAAACCACACAGUGGAUUCUGAGGACUUUGGUGAGGACGCUCAGCCAGAAAAACAGGAGUUCUCUGAGAUGCGCUCCAAGCCACAGUUUGAGGUUGACCUGGUGAGAGGCGACUCUACCCUUGGCUUUACUUGUUCCUUCCUUCAGGAACCACCAUCAACUAAUGCUGAGGAGUACAACGACAUUUUUGGUAUUGAUGAGGUGACGUUAUACAAAGGCGAGUGGAACGAAAAGGUGUACGCGGUCGCUGGAGACGUUCUAGACGGAUACCUCUACGAUCUUCUGAUGAAUCUUCUAGAAGAAAAAGGCAUUGGAAAUGAGUUUGUACAGAAGUUGUCUGACUUCAGUACAGCUUACGAACACACGGCAUACAUAAAUUUGCUCGAAGGCAUCUCGAAGUUUACUAUUGGCAAGCAAUAGACAACUGUAUAGUUUUUAACUUUAGAAUGAGAUGAAUAAUGUUAUCUGUGACACCCUAUAAAGUAAUUUUGUUUAUGUCUUUGACUUUAAUAGUAUUGUUUGUAAUAUGAUCUUCUGUAUGUAUAUUAAAUAAUUUUGUGUGUUUCAUUGAAAAAAUAGUUUCAUGACUCAACCAAAGAUUGUGUUUUUGUAUAGAUAUGGGGAUUAAUGAGUGGGGAGUUCUUACGAGAAUAAGAAAAGAAACAUGAAAGAACUAAAAUGUUUGGAUUUAAUUGGAAAAUAAAACAAACGGAUUGUGUUACAACUAACUGUAAACUGCCAUAUAAUUAAGUACAUAAUUGCAUAGUUUGAUGUAGAAUAGUAUCUUGUACAGUUUAAUUUAAUCUUGACAUACAUUCAAAGUCCUUGGAUUUAUUUCAAUUCUCUAAUAAUAAAUUAUUUUGAAUACCAUUAACGCGAGACUGUUUAUAAUGUUCAAUUAAAUGUGUGAAAAUACCUUUUUAUCAGCGAAGAUUUUCUUCUAACAGGUAUAAAUAAAUAAGUUUAAAUUCUCUCAUUUUGUUAUUGUGCUAAUUGGGUUUCACAGAUUGGCGAAUUUAUGUUAUCAACACAAAUAUAGGUGAGGCAUUUAUUUUCCUCUAGAAUAGCUUUAAAGAAUGUUUAGUUUAUAACAACAAUGUUGUUUAGUGUUAAAUGUGUUUUAGUUCUGAAUAAAUGUUAUUCAAGGUU